Molecule: messenger RNA, 765 nt
Organism: Lecanosticta acicola
Lineage: Eukaryota; Fungi; Ascomycota; Dothideomycetes; Mycosphaerellales; Mycosphaerellaceae
Source: the annotation of a GenBank genome assembly
AUGGCGCAAUAUGAGCAGUUGGACAGCCGCCGGCGGAGCGAAGGCAGCGUCGAGAACCUCACUACUCCGGACCGAGAACAAUGGCACAAGCUGAAACAUCCCGAGACGAUCGGCCAGCGAUACGCACGUCACACCAUGGUCGUAGCCAAGUAUAUCAUACUUCAUGUUCUGGUUCCGUUCCUGUCAAUCUGGAUCGCAUUGCGGUUGAGCGAGGGACACUCCCGCGGGCAUGGCCGUGAUGAAUUCAUACUGGAGAGGACGUACGGCUCUGACGCGCGGUUCAUGAGCCUCGACAAGAAGUUUGAUUAUGUCUGGGCAGAUGACAUGAAGCUCAAUAUCUACCCGCUUCCCAAAGAUGGCUCGCUCGGUCCCGAGGUGGACAUUGCACGGGCUCAGGGCAUUGAGACCGGCUCCAUUGCUAUGUAAGUAACGUAAGUACCAACGAGAAUGGUCAACAAAAUUUGCUCACAAGAUCAUCAUAGGUUUCACAAUCUUCACUGCCUCGCCAUGAUACGCAUGACGCUUCAAGAAGCGCACUACGGAAAUCCUCCUGGUCUCGAUUAUCACGAUGAUGAUCACUGGCCGCAUUGUCUUCAUCAUCUGCGAAAGGCCAUUCUGUGCCACGCGGACGACGUCGUAGAGCUGCCGAAGUGGAAUAACGGAUCCUUAGGGGCGCCGCUGGUGAGUGGUGUAGCAGAUGUGAGGCAUUGUCGAAGCUCAGAUGCGAUGUACCAGCUGAGAGACCGUCUUGUGUCUCUUGGAUAA